CAGAAAUACAAUUUUUUAGGUAAGCUGCUAACUUUAUAAACGUUAAUAACUGGUCUGGAUUACGCACAGCUGGUUAAAAGAAAUUCGAUGGUUGUUUUGCGGGCACAUAGCAAUUAAUCUCGAGCACUAUCACCAUUUAGAAACGAUGCAAAAUUGAACGAGGGACGUUAUGAAAUAGCGAGUGCAUUGACGGAAGCCGAUGUCUCAAAAAAACACUUUUUUUGUCUAUCAAGGAACAGGUGCCCUGUUCAGUUUUUUACGUAACAGAUCAGCUGCUCGUAGCUCCAGAAUUAGUUUACCGGAGUUCAACGAGACACCGAAUCUAGACACCGACGGCAGUGACAGCGAAACGUCUAGUAACGACAAAAACAUCUGCAACAAAAAUGCUUUACCACUGUCAUUUGCGUUGCUGCCGUCACAACGCUUUUUGCCAGGAGUGUCGCACGAGCAGCAACGUAAGUUUCGCUGCAGAUUCUGCGGCAAGGGAUACAGAUGGAAGAGCACAAUGAGGAGACACGAGACCGUCGAGUGCGGGGGUAAGCCACCCGCGUAUCAGCGUCCCAAGUGUCCCUACAAAGCUCGGCAAAGAGGUAAUUUAACGGUGCACUAUAAACGUCAUCAUCAGAAGAUUGCAAAUUUUAGUGACACCAGAUAGCGUCACUCGAAGUUGUUAUUUUUUUAAUGUUUUUAUUUGGAUCAUGGGUCUUUGUACAUGUUUCUGUUUGAAGGAUUACUACUAAUCCUUUGUUUAUAAAAGACGCUUGAGGAAAAAAUAAUUUUAAGUUUAUGCAGGAUACAUAUUAUACUGUGUAAAAAUAUACGUUUUAUUUUUACUAAG
Messenger RNA from Trichogramma pretiosum, 838 nucleotides. RefSeq names its product zinc finger protein 677-like. The transcript has 2 exons. NCBI's taxonomy places the organism in Eukaryota, Metazoa, Arthropoda, Insecta, Hymenoptera, Trichogrammatidae. The coding region runs from base 200 to 655 and encodes 151 amino acids. The record is from RefSeq and is a predicted model, not a curated record.